Varanus komodoensis (Komodo dragon) is the source of this 1272-nucleotide messenger RNA. Its product is annotated as arylacetamide deacetylase-like 4. The coding region runs from base 1 to 1272 and encodes 423 amino acids. Gene Ontology annotation, molecular function: carboxylic ester hydrolase activity. The record is from RefSeq and is a predicted model, not a curated record. Gene Ontology annotation, cellular component: membrane. Lineage: Eukaryota; Metazoa; Chordata; Lepidosauria; Squamata; Varanidae. The transcript is spliced from 5 exons.
AUGACCUACCUGGAAGAUGAUCAAUUCCGCUCUGUGAGUGGAAUGGAUGUUCUGUGGACGCUCGCGGUGAUCGCAGCCGAACUUCUCUCCUUGUCCACCCUCGUCUACGUGGCAUGUGCUGCACACUACUACUUUUCCACCGCGGAGUUCCCUCAUGGCAUCUGUGAACCCCGCAAGCUGAGAUGCUUAUAUUUUGGACUGAUUUUGCUGUUUGAAUUGGACUAUUGUCUUUCAAAACUAGGACUCUGCAAUCAGUGCAGCUUUUUGAAAUUAAUAGAGAACGCGAACUUCCCUUCCAAAGAUGCCAGACUCUCCAUCCGGUCUCUCCACAUUGCAGGCAUUCCAGUGCGGUUUUACCAGCCCAAAGCAUCGCAGGACACCCAACGGGGGGUCCUUUUCAUCCAUGGAGGAGCCGGCACCUUGGGGAGCCUCGUAUCCUAUGAGCGAUUAUGCCGCCAUAUUUCCAGAGAGACUGAUUCAGUGGUUUGGUCCAUUGGGUAUAGCCUAGCUCCUGAACAAUCGUAUCCGGUGCAAUUCCAACAAUGUUUUGAUGUUGCCGUACAUUUUUUGAAACACGCGGAAGAUUAUGGCGUGGAUCCUAACCGCAUCAUAAUUUCUGGAGACAGCUUUGGGGGCUUGCUUGCCGCUUCCGUUUGCCAAAUGAUUUCACAGAGAAACGACAUCCCCAGAUUGCGUGCUCAGGUGCUGAUUUACCCUUUUCUUCAGUCCGUGAAUUAUAGUUUGCCUUCAUACAGGCAAAAUGCUCACGUGCCCCCCUUGACUCAAAGGCACACGGUGAAAUUUGCGUUGCAAUAUCUCCAGAAAAAUGUCUCCUUAGAGCAGGCUAUCUUGGAUGGGGCCCACGUCCCCCGUGAAAUAAAAAUGAAGUACAGGAACUUGAUAAACCCUGAUAAUAUACCCAAGGAAUUCAAGGUAAGGAAAGUCAAGGCUCCGAAACCCAGGCCUUCUUUUGGUGAGAUCCGGGAUAUCAUAGAACAACUGUGUGGCCCUCUGCUCUCCCCACUUUUAGUUGAAGACGAGAGCAUCCAGCAGCUCCCAGAGACUUUCCUCUUAACUUGUCAGUACGAUGUUUUGAGAGACGACGCAAUCUUGUACAAGAAACGAUUAGAAGACAACGGUGUCGCUGUGUCCUGGUGCCACCUGGAGGACGGUUUCCAUGGAUUUUUCUUUUUAAUUAAUCAUUGGUUGCUAACAUUUUCAUGUUGCAGAACAGGGAUGGACACUGUGCUUAACUACCUCAGAAGGUUAUAG